Arvicanthis niloticus (Nile rat) is the source of this 1459-nucleotide messenger RNA. It is a transcript of the gene Ndufaf1, whose product is annotated as NADH:ubiquinone oxidoreductase complex assembly factor 1. Lineage: Eukaryota; Metazoa; Chordata; Mammalia; Rodentia; Muridae. Gene Ontology annotation, cellular component: mitochondrion. Gene Ontology annotation, biological process: mitochondrial respiratory chain complex I assembly; mitochondrial electron transport, NADH to ubiquinone. The record is from RefSeq and is a predicted model, not a curated record.
GGGCGGGAAAAAUAGACGGACUGGGCGGAAGCCGUGUAUGCGUCGUCUGAGGAGAGCUGACCCUUCUCAUAGGUGGAAACGUCAGGGACGAAGAGUCCAGGAAGAGUACUGGCAGGUGAGGGUUGAGGGGGCCGCCACUCCUCGGGAGCGCCUAGCUUCCGGAGGCUGGGGACGUGGUCAACUCCGCAUCAGCCGAGAGGUGAACGCCUGGUCUUCACAGUGGAAUUGGACUGAUUGCUGAAGCUUGUUUUCUCAGCCCAGGCAAAUUUUUACAUUUUUACGUUUUUCUUACAAUGGCUUCUAUUCACAAAUUACUGACUGGUACUCAUAUUCAUAGACACUUCCUGAGGCCAGGGGCUAUAUUACCUCCAUUUGUGGGUAGUCAUUUUGUAGACUAUUCUUCCAGUAGUCUUCAGAAAAAAGUGGCUUCUGCUGACAGAGUCUCCCAGCAGGGAAAGACUGCAGAGGACUUACAAGGACACGACCGCAAAGAAGUUGCUUUGGAUGUACCUUCUGACAGGACACCUGAAGUUAGUUUUGAUAAAAUAAUAAGAGAUGAAGCAAUGGAACAUUUUAGACGUUUGAAGGAUGAAAUUGUAGCUCAUUUGAGAGGGCCAGAUGGCCGCUCACUACAGGAGGUCAUAAUGGAACAAGCCAGGGUUGUCUGGCAGUUUCGUGAGAAAGAAGAUUUGGAUAAGUGGACAGUGACUUCUGAUAAGACAAUUGGAGGUAGAAGUGAAAUAUUCUUGAAAAUGAGCAAGAACAACCGAAGUGCCCUGCUUUAUGGAACUCUGAGCUCUGAGGCUCCUCAGGAUGGGGACAGUAACCAAAGUGGAUACUGUGCGAUGAUCUCCAGGAUUCCAAGGGGUGCUUUUGAGAGGAAGCUGUCUUAUGAUUGGUCCCAGUUCAAUACUCUGUAUCUCCGAGUCCGUGGGGACGGCCGGCCUUGGAUGGUGAAUAUCAAGCAAGACACAGACUUUAUCCAGAGAAAAAAUCAGAUAUACAGUUACUUCAUGUUCACCCGUGGGGGGCCCUACUGGCAGGAAAUCAAGAUUCCUUUCUCCAAAUUUUUCUUUUCAAAUCAAGGAAGGGUACGCGACGUCCAGGGCCCACUUGUACUGGACAAGAUCUCUUCUAUAGGAUUCACUCUGUCUGAUAAGGUGGAUGGACCAUUCUUCCUGGAAAUAGAUUUCAUUGGUGUGUUUACUGAUCCAGCCCAUACAGAAGAAUUUGCUUAUGAGAAUUCUCCAGCUCUUAACCCAAGACUCUUCAAAUAGAGAACUGGAGACUUAAGUAAAGUGAUGGUCACAAGACAGACAAAGCCUGUCUGUCUACCCGGCCCCUACUUAUUUAAUGGCCUCUCAGUGGAAUCUCCUAGAAGUUCUUCUGGUUGCUUACAUAAAGCUAAAAUAAAAGAAAACACACUGAAAACAAAAUAAAGCCUUUCUGCCUACCAUCU